Molecule: messenger RNA, 3204 nt
Organism: Sphaerodactylus townsendi
Lineage: Eukaryota; Metazoa; Chordata; Lepidosauria; Squamata; Sphaerodactylidae
Gene: SLC35B2
Product: solute carrier family 35 member B2
Exons: 4
Coding region: 120-1421 (433 amino acids)
Biological process (GO): transmembrane transport
Cellular component (GO): Golgi membrane; endoplasmic reticulum membrane
Molecular function (GO): 3'-phosphoadenosine 5'-phosphosulfate transmembrane transporter activity
Source: RefSeq, a predicted model, not a curated record
UUGGCCGGGGCGCGUGGCCGGUUCCUGGUCCUGCGGCGCCGGGCGGGAGGCGCGGCCGGCCUCUCCCGAGCGAAGCGUGGCGGGGGGAAGCAGUAGCGCGGCCCGGCCCGGCCGGCAUCAUGGGCCGCAGGUUCUGCCUGGCUCUUGUGCUGGCUGCUCUCCCCACAGUGGCUGCCAAUGAAGAGGUACCUGUGGCUCACCAGGACUCCUGGGGAGACUUCUGGGUGUUCCGUUUCUUGGUCAAUGCAGCAGGCUAUGCAAGCAUUGUGGUGCCAGGCUUCUUGCUGAUACAGUAUUUCAAGAAGAAAAAUUAUCUUGAGACAGGUCGAGGAGUUUGCUUUCCAGUCAUCAAAUCAUGUGUGUUUGGCAAUGAGGCCAAGUCAGGACACCAGGAUGAUGCCUUGCUGGCAGCUCGGAAUGAGACUGUAGAAUCCUCUACAGCCCGACAAAUUUUUAAGCUGCUGUUCUGUGCAACAGGCCUACAGAUCUCCUACUUGACAUGGGGUGUCCUCCAGGAACGUGUGAUGACCAGGACAUAUGGAGCGACUGAGUCAGACCCUGGCGAGAAGUUCAAGGAUUCCCAGUUCCUUGUCUUCAUGAACCGGAUUCUUGCCUGCACUGUAGCUGGCCUGUACUGUGCCCUGACCAAACAGCCCCGCCAUGGUGCCCCCAUGUACAAGUAUUCCUUUGCCUCCCUCUCCAACAUCCUCAGCAGCUGGUGUCAGUAUGAGGCGCUCAAGUACAUCAGCUUCCCCACCCAGGUGCUGGCCAAAGCCUCCAAGGUGAUUCCGGUCAUGCUGAUGGGAAAGUUGGUGUCCCGGAAGAGUUACGAGUACUGGGAGUACCUGACAGCAGCACUUAUCUCUGUAGGGGUCAGCAUGUUCUUGCUCUCCAGCACACACCACAAACAUCUCUCUACUGUCACCACCUUCUCUGGGGUGAUCCUCCUGGCAGGCUAUAUUGUCUUUGACAGCUUCACCUCUAACUGGCAGGAUGCGCUCUUCACUUACAAGAUGUCCUCUGUUCAGAUGAUGUUUGGGGUGAAUGUGUUCUCGUGCCUCUUCACUGUGGGCUCGCUGCUAGAGCAGGGCGCCUUACUGGAGUCAGUUCGCUUCAUGGCCCGCCACUCGGAGUUUGCUGCUCAUGCCGUGCUUUUGUCAGUGUGCUCAGCUUUUGGGCAGCUGUUUAUCUUCUAUACCAUCAACCAGUUUGGCGCAGCUGUUUUCACCAUCAUUAUGACAUUACGGCAAGCCUUUGCCAUCCUCCUUUCCUGCCUCAUCUAUGGCCACGCGGUCACAGUGGUGGGCGGGCUAGGUGUAGCCGUGGUCUUCAUAGCACUUUUCCUCCGCGUCUACGCCCGCAGCCGCAUGAAGAAGAGGGCAAAGAAGCCGCCUGUUGAGACCACAGUGCAGAAAGUUUAGGGGCUGCAAGGCAGAGUGAUAGCCCCCACCCCCUGGGGCUAUCACCAAACUCUUAAGCAUUGGGGGUUGGCUUGGAGGAAGCGAAGGGACCUUUCCUCCUCUUGCCUUACUGUCUGAGCAUUUCAAGCCUGGCAGGGCGCUCUGUUAAAUGGGGGGAGAAAGUAAUAAUAUAGAUUUCUUCUGCAGCCCCUUUCUUUGGAGAAGGCUUAUUUAUGAACAAAAUGUGUCAGAGCUUUCUUGUCCUUGGAUGCAGUGCUGCAGUGCCCCUUCUGCUUAUCACCUUGGAACUGCAUAUAACACUUUUAAAUUUUCUAUGUUACCCCCCCCCCCCACCCCCAAAAAAGAAGUUGGCGGAAGGGGAAAUUGGGACGGUUCUGCAAAUUCCAGCCUCUUUUACAAGAAAACAUCACUGACUGGUGGAGACUUUGGGCUUCAGAAUGGUCCUACUGCCUAAUAGCCCCUCUUAAAUCAGAUCUUCCUCCUUUCAGGAUUGGAAUACCCUGUGUGUUCUUUUGCCCCACUGCUGGACAUUUUCCAGCUGUGUGCUGUUCCCCAAUAUCUUGGUUCUUGCUUUUUUCCUUUUUUGCUAGGUGUCUAUUAGACAUCUUCCCUUCUUAUUGAGCUACAAUCCCAACUUGUUCUUGGGACACUAGGUACUUUCCUGGGAUGUAUAGUUGCUGCAUUCAGUUUAAAAAAGCACAAAUAUUGCCUUCUUGAAACAUCCCUUUUCAGAGCUAUCUCAAGGUAUGUAUGCUUUUUAAAAACAAACUGCUCCUUGCAGGUUAGUGUGGAAGGAGGGCACCCACACACAGAGAAUGUGCUUUCCUGACCCUCUUCAUCUUUGAAAGGGACUCUGUGGCACACACAUGGUUCUCCCUGGGACUAAUAAUACCUGGAAGCCAUGUGUGCACUUGGGCUUGUCUUCUGCUUCUAGCACAGCCAGCUAGCUCUCCCUGCAAAUCUGGAUUGUUCUGCAGACUCCCUUGCAGAGUAGGGUAGAUUAAAGAAUGUUCUGGGGCAUACUUUGUAAGGGAAGCCAGCUAUGUUUGAAGAAGCAGCAAAAUGGAGAAAAGGCUUAUCCUGGACUGCCUAGACUACUUGCACUGCCCAGUGACCCUGCCCUGUUAUCCUGUUUCCCCAGGAGCAGGAUACUUUGAGGAAAUUUCUGCUGCAAUGCAGAAACUGGACUUUAUUGUCCUCUUCUCCAUAGGCAUCUGCUCUCAGUCCUGGACGCGAGGCUGGCUCUGCUUAAGAAGCUUGGAUUUUACCCUCUUAAUCCAAGCUGACAUUAUAAAGGGAAAAUGUUUUUUUGGUACUUUUGAAACAGAACUUCUCUCUCCUUUUUAUUAAAUUUCAAAGAUGCUGCAGGUAGGCAGCCUGUUUUGUAUCUUUCAGUGGGUCCAACAGGGAAGCUGGAUAAGAGAUCAGCCUCCAGGUUCUAUCGUUCAUCUCAUUUUUCAAGAUAAGACUCUUACGUUCUGCACUUGUGUCAAUUCAGCACAGUAUUUUACAUCCUAAAAUCCUGACCUGUAAAAAAAAAUGCAAAGCUGUCAUAGACAAGAACUAACUGGAAGAGUGUUGGUGUUUCCUAGAGAAGACUUAAACCAAUGGUAGGCACUGAGAAUUUCUCCCUGCUCAGAGGGUAGACCUUCAGUGCCCUGCACCACUCUGUAUGCCUUGCCUUCACAUUCAUCUGGUGAUUCUACCUUCUUACCUGUUGCCAAGAUUUAAAAUACUGGGAUAAAAACACCUAGAUUUGCAAAUAUAUACCAAUUGACUUACA